AUCAACACUUCAAAUUUUUCAAAUGGCUUGCACUUCAAUACCCUUCCAGACUUCUUUACGGAGACGCAUUUGUCAGGCCAAAGUAUCUUUAAAUGGCGGAACAUCGAUUGGUCAUGUCGAACAAAUUCGUGGAGCGAAGAUGUGGGUUGCACCUCCGAAGAAAAAAACGAUAGAUGAAGGAACAGCUGGACCUCUGUUCGAUAGUUUACGACUCUUGAAGCAUGAAAUUUAAGUCAAGUGCUUCUUCUAUUCUUUGUGGUAUAAAUAGGCAAUUCAAGCUCAAGAACCGAAUGCAGCGUUUCGAGUGACGAUUCAACCUUUGUUGAAGAAAGAAGUUAAUGCAAAUGUGAUGAGAGGAAGGAUUUUCCUUCCAAACGAUGUACCAAAGGAUUCAGAUGCUCAAGAAGAAAUCGUGGCAGUGAUUGUUAAAGAAGAUUCACCAGAUGCAAAACUUGCAAUUCAACUCGGUGCAAAUCAUGUUGGAGAUAAAAAAUUAAUUGAACAGAUUGUUGAAGGUGUUAUCAAUCCGACCAAAUUACUUUGUCAUCCAGAUCAAUUACCAUUACUAGUCAAAAACUCAUCAGUUGCAAAAGUUCUUGGCCGAAAAGGCUUGAUUCCUUCCGAAAAACGUGGAACUGUAUCUUCCGAUAUUGCUAAACUGAUACAAGACGCUAAAGGUGCUCUGGAUUGGUCUCUAGAAGCGUCAACUGAUGUUAUCAAGGCAGAUCUUGGUAAGGUGGGAAUGGGAUUACGUGAAAUAGAAGAAAAUGUCAUGGCCCUUGUUGACGUUGUCGGUGAUAUUGCUCAUGGAGGAAAUGCUGGCGUAAAAAAGGUGACGGUGACUGUUACAGGUGGACCUCAGAUCACCGUUCACUGA
Molecule: messenger RNA, 877 nt
Organism: Melampsora larici-populina 98AG31
Lineage: Eukaryota; Fungi; Basidiomycota; Pucciniomycetes; Pucciniales; Melampsoraceae
Exons: 4
Coding region: 350-877 (175 amino acids)
Biological process (GO): translation
Cellular component (GO): large ribosomal subunit
Molecular function (GO): RNA binding; structural constituent of ribosome
Source: RefSeq, a predicted model, not a curated record